AUGGGAGUCAACCGUGACCUGAAGAAAGCCACCGAAGCGUACUGGGCUGGGAAGCUCUCUCAGGACGAGCUUCUGGCGGAAGGGAAGAGGCUCAGAUUGGAGCACUGGAAAAUCCAGAAAGAUGCUGGCAUCGACAUCAUCCCAAGCAAUGACUUCGCCUUCUACGACCAGGUUCUCGACCAUAUCCAGCUCUUCGGCGUGGUGCCAGAGCGGUACACAAAGUACAACUUGGCUCCCAUUGACGAGUACUUUGCCAUGGGUCGGGGGCUGCAGAAGCCUGCCACCGACAGCUCCCCUGCUGUCGAUGUGCCCUCGCUGGAAAUGGUGAAAUGGUUCGACUCAAAUUACCACUACGUCAAGCCCACCCUUCAAGACAACCAGACCUUCAAGCUGUCGUCUAAACCCAAGCCCGUCGCCGAGUUCCUCGAAGCCAAGGAAGCUGGCAUCAACACACGCCCAGUCAUUCUGGGACCCGUCUCCUUCCUCUACCUGGGCAAGGCCGACCGUGGUCAGACCAUUGAGCCGAUCUCAGCCCUGGACAAGCUGCUGCCUCUGUACGAGGAUCUCCUCAAGCAAUUGAAAGGUGCUGGUGCAGAGACUGUGCAGAUUGAUGAGCCUGUCCUGGUCUUCGAUCUACCCAAGCGUGUCAAAGACGCUUUCAAACCUGCUUACGAGAAGCUCGGUGGUCUGGGAAGCAGUGCCCCCAAGAUCGUCCUUGCUACAUAUUUUGGAGACAUCGUUCACAACAUCGAUGUCCUCGAGUCGUUGAAGAACCUCUAUGCCAUCCACGUUGAUCUCGUCCGCAACCCCGAGCAGCUCGAAACAGUGGCAUCUGCAUUGGGGCCUCAGCAGGUCCUGUCAGCGGGUGUAGUUGAUGGUCGAAACAUCUGGAAGACCAACUUCAAGCGCGCCAUUGAGCUGGUCGAAAAUGCCAUCCAGAAACUAGGCAAGGACAGAGUCAUUGUUGCCAGUUCUAGCUCCCUUUUGCACACUCCUCACACUCUUGCCAGCGAGAAGAAGCUCGACCCCGAGAUUGCUGAUUGGUUCAGCUUCGCCGUUGAGAAAGCCAAGGAGAUCAACAUCAUCGCCAAGGCAGUCACCGACGGCCCGGCGUCUGUUCGUGAGGCUCUGGAAGCCAAUGCCAAAUCGAUGCAAGCUCGUGCUUCCUCAAGCCGAACCAAUGACCAAGCCGUCAAGGAGCGACAAAGCAAGGUCAAUGCUGAGAUGCAUAACCGCAAGUCACCUUUCCCUGAGCGGAUUGCUCAACAACAGAAGCGUCUGAACCUUCCAUUGUUCCCUACCACGACCAUCGGGUCGUUCCCCCAGACCAAAGAAAUCCGUAUCCAGCGGAAUAGGUUCACCAAGGGCGAGAUCACUGCUGAGGAGUAUGAGAAAUUCAUUGAGAAGGAGAUCCAAGAUGUCAUCAAGAUCCAAGAUGAGCUCGAUCUCGACGUCUACGUACAUGGUGAACCGGAACGCAACGACAUGGUCCAAUACUUUGGUGAACGACUGAAUGGUUAUGCAUUCACCACCAACGGCUGGGUUCAGUCAUAUGGCUCCCGAUGUGUCCGACCACCCAUUGUAGUCGGCGACAUUUCUCGACCUGCUCCAAUGACAGUCAAGGAGUCGAAGUACGCGGCUUCUAUCUCGGGCAAACCGAUGAAGGGCAUGCUCACAGGUCCCAUCACCUGCCUCAGAUGGUCAUUUCCUCGUGAUGACGUCCAUCAGUCCGUCCAAGCCCAACAAUUGGCUCUCGCUCUGCGUGAUGAGGUUGUUGAUCUUGAGAAGGCUGGCGUAUAUGUCAUCCAAGUCGACGAGCCUGCCCUGCGCGAGGGUCUCCCUCUCCGCACUGGCAAGGAACGACAAGACUACCUCAAGUGGGCUGUGGAUGCCUUCCGCCUCGCCACCGCAGGCGUUGAGGACGGAACGCAGAUUCACAGCCACUUCUGCUAUUCCGAAUUCCAGGACUUCUUCUAUGCCAUUGCAGCACUGGAUGCUGACGUUCUCUCGAUCGAGAACAGCAAGUCUGACGCUAAGCUUCUCAAAGUCUUCGUUGACGAGGCUUACCCACGUCAUAUUGGACCUGGUGUCUAUGACAUUCAUUCUCCCCGUGUUCCUUCCGAGAAGGAAAUCCACGACAGAAUUGCCGAGAUGUUACAGUACUUGAAGCCGGAGCAAUUGUGGAUCGAUCCCGAUUGUGGUCUCAAGACUCGACAGUGGAAAGAGACAAAGGCUGCCUUGACCAACAUGGUCAAUGCGGCUAAGAGCUUCCGUUCCCAGUACGUCACGGCCCAGUAG
This is a messenger RNA of Cladophialophora carrionii CBS 160.54, 2298 nucleotides long. RefSeq names its product 5-methyltetrahydropteroyltriglutamate-homocysteine S-methyltransferase. Gene Ontology annotation, molecular function: zinc ion binding; 5-methyltetrahydropteroyltriglutamate-homocysteine S-methyltransferase activity. The transcript is spliced from 2 exons. NCBI's taxonomy places the organism in Eukaryota, Fungi, Ascomycota, Eurotiomycetes, Chaetothyriales, Herpotrichiellaceae. The coding region runs from base 1 to 2298 and encodes 765 amino acids. The record is from RefSeq and is a predicted model, not a curated record.